GUAAAAUCAGAAACUAAGGAAGAAAAGAAUGAGACUUUAAAGAUUCAAAAUGAAAUUAGAAUGAAAGAUUCCGCUGAAGUUUCUGAAAAUGAGUCUGAAGAAGAUAAACAAGAUAAAGUAUCAAAAAAGAAGCUAAAAAAAAUGAAUAGAUUAAGUGUCGCCCAAUUAAAGCAAUUGGUUAAGAGACCGGAAGUUGUUGAGUGGGUUGAUGUAACAGCCGCGGAUCCAAAACUUCUAGUUAGCCUCAAAGCUUAUAGAAAUACGGUACCCGUUCCUCAACAUUGGUCUCAAAAAAGAAAAUACCUUCAAGGAAAAAGAGGAAUUGAGAAACCAGCUUUCGAUCUACCUGAUUUUAUCAAGGAUACUGGCAUUAUGGAAAUGCGUGAAGCAGUUAAAGAAAAAGAAGAUGCUGCAAAAUUGAAACAAAAAACUCGUGAGCGUGUCCAACCAAAAAUGGGUAAACUAGACAUUGAUUAUCAAAAACUGCACGAUGCAUUUUUCAGAUUUCAAUCCAAACCUAAAUUGACAAUUCAUGGAGAAUUAUACUACGAAGGGAAAGAAUUUGAGACUAAACUCAAAGAAAAAAAGCCAGGUCAACUUUCAGAAGAGCUUAAAGCUGCCUUGAAUAUGCCUCCUCUUGCCCCCCCUCCAUGGCUAAUCGCAAUGCAGAGAUAUGGUCCACCACCUAGUUAUCCUAAUUUAAAAAUUCCCGGAUUGAAUUCUCCUAUUCCGGAAGGUGCUCAAUGGGGAUUUCAUCCAGGUGGAUGGGGAAAACCUCCGGUAGAUGAGUACAAUCGUCCACUAUAUGGUGAUGUUUUUGGAACAUAUCAACAAGAAAUCCCCUCAGAUAUUGUCCAGCCAAUUGAGCGGUCACUAUGGGGUGAAUUAGAAGCAGAAGAAGGUGAGGAUGAAAGUUCAUCAACGAAAGCAUUACAAGAAGGUCUUGCCACGCCGAGUGGAAUAUCUAGUGUACCUAGUGGUUUAGAAACACCAGAAUAUAUAGAACUAAGAAAAUUCCAAGCUAGUACAGCAACACAACAAUCGUCUGCAUUGCCUAGCGGGUUAGAGACACCAGAUAUUAUUGAAUUAAGGAAAUAUUCAAAAACCGACGAAGACGAACCAAAACCUUUAUACACAGUGCUUCCACAAAAAGAUACGAAUAUUGCCGGCUUUAUGGGAUCACAACAUGCUUAUGAUUUAUCUGCUGCUGCAACAACUGGAGGUGUUAAAGGCGCAAAGCGAAAAGUUGUUGGAGCUGGUAUCGAUGUAGCACUCGACCCUUCAGAAAUGGCAAAUCUAGAUGAAGAAACAUUAAGGGCUAUAUUUGAAGAAGCACAGCAGGCGAAUAAACCUGAAGGUUCACGUGAAGACUUUUCAGAUUUGGUCGCUGAACAUGCUAGUAAACAAGCAAAAAAGAGACAAAAACUAGCAGAUGCGAAAGCUGCUGCAAGAGAUGCUGGUUCUGGUGGGAGUUCGGCAACUAAGAAAUAUAAAGAUUUCAAAUUUUAA
Molecule: messenger RNA, 1509 nt
Organism: Dentiscutata erythropus
Lineage: Eukaryota; Fungi; Glomeromycota; Glomeromycetes; Diversisporales; Gigasporaceae
Source: the annotation of a GenBank genome assembly